Molecule: messenger RNA, 3066 nt
Organism: Propithecus coquereli (Coquerel's sifaka)
Lineage: Eukaryota; Metazoa; Chordata; Mammalia; Primates; Indriidae
Gene: MYBPC2
Product: myosin binding protein C, fast type
Exons: 26
Coding region: 1-3066 (1021 amino acids)
Molecular function (GO): protein binding
Source: RefSeq, a predicted model, not a curated record
AUGCCUGAGGCAAAACCAGAGGCCAAAAAGGCCCCCAAAGGGGCUUCCCCUAAGGAGGCUCCUGCAGAGGCCCCCAAAGAAGCCCCACCUGAGGACCAGUCGCCCACUGCGGAGGAGCCCACUGGCAUUUUCCUGAAGAAGCCGGACUCCGUAUCGGUGGAGACCAGCAAGGACACGGUGAUCGUGGCCAAGGUGAACGGGAAGGAGCUCCAGGGCCCGCCGACCAUCAGGUGGUUCAAGGGCAAGUGGCUGGAGCUGGGCAGCAAGAGCGGCACGCGAUUCUCCUUCAAGGAGUCCCACGACUCUGCCAGCAAUGUGUACACCGUGGAGCUGCACAUUGGGAAGGUGGUUCUGGGGGACCGCGGGGAUUACCGCCUCGAGGUCAAAACCAAGGAAGCCUGCCACAGCUGCGGUUUCAACAUCGAUGUGGAGGCCCCCCGCCAGGACGCCUCUGGGCAGAGUCUAGAAAGCUUCAAGCGUUCGGGUGAAGGGAAGUCAGAGAAGAUGGGCGAGCUGGAUUUCAGCGGCCUCUUGAAGAAGAGGUACGUGUUUGAGAACGUUGGCAAGAAGCGGAUUCUCACCAUCAACAAGUGCACGCUGGCGGACGACUCCGCCUACGAAGCGGCCGUCAAGGACGAGAAGUGUUUCACCGAGCUCUUCGUCAGAGAACCCGCAGUCCUGAUCGUCACGCCUCUCGAGGACCAGCAGGUGUUUGUGGGCGACCGGGUGGAAAUGAUGGUCGAGGUGUCGGAAGAAGGUGCCCAGGUCAUGUGGAUAAAAGACGGCGUGGAGUUGACUCGGGAGGAGUCCCACAAGGCCCGGUACCGCUUCAAGAAGGACGGGAAGCGCCACAUUCUCAUCUAUUCGGAUGUGACCCUGGAGGACGGGGGACACUAUCAGGUCAUGACCAACGGUGGCCAGUGUGAGGCUGAGCUCAGUGUGGCAGAGAAACAGCUGGAGGUCCUGCAGGACAUCGCUGACCUGACGGUGAAGGCCGCGGAACAGGCCGUGUUCAAGUGCGAGGUGUCUGACGAGAAGGUGACGGGCAAGUGGUACAAGAACGGGAUCGAGGUGCGGCCCAGCAAGAGGAUCACCAUCUCCCACGUGGGGAGGUUCCACAAGCUGGUGAUCGAUGACGUCCGGCCCGAGGAUGAGGGCGACUACACAUUCGUGCCUGAUGGCUACGCCCUGUCACUCUCUGCCAAGCUCAACUUCCUAGAAAUCAAAGUGGAGUACACACCCCAGCAAGAGCCACCAAAGAUCCGCCUGGACUGCUCGGGGAAGACCUCAGAGAAUUCGAUUGUGGUUGUGGCUGGAAACAAGCUGAGGAUGGACGUGGCCAUCACAGGGGAGCCCCCUCCCGUUGCCACCUGGCUGAAGGGAGAUAAGGUAUUCUCGGCCACCGAGGGCAGGACCCGCGUCGAGAAGCGAGUGGGGUGCAGCAGCUUCGUGAUCGAGAGUGCGGAGCGGGCGGACGAGGGCCAGUACACCAUCAAGGUCACCAACCCCGUCGGCGAGGACGUGGCCACCAUCUUCCUGCGGGUUGUGGAUGUCCCAGACCCCCCUGAGGCCGUGCGCGUCACCUCAGUGGGAGAGGAUUGGGCCAUCCUUGUCUGGGAGCCACCCAAGUACGACGGGGGGCAGCCGGUCACCGGGUACCUCCUGGAGCGCAAGAAGAAGGGCUCUCAGCGCUGGAUGAAGCUGAACUUUGAGGUGUUUAAGGAGACGACCUAUGAGUCCACCAAGAUGAUCGAGGGCAUCCUCUAUGAGAUGCGGGUCUUCGCUGUCAAUGCCAUCGGAGUGUCCCAGCCCAGCAUGAACACCAAGCCCUUUAUGCCUAUCGCCCCCACGAGCGAACCCCUGCACCUGGUGGUGGAGGACGUGACAGACACCACCACCACCCUCAAGUGGAGGCCUCCCAAUAGGAUCGGGGCCGGCGGCAUCGACGGGUACCUGGUGGAGUACUGCCUGGAAGGCUCCGAGGAAUGGAUCCCGGCUAACACCGAGCCCACGGAGCGGUGUGGCUUCACCGUCAAGAAUCUCCCCACGGGAGCAAGAAUCCUCUUCCGGGUUGUCGGGGUCAACAUCGCGGGGCGUAGCGAGCCGGCCACCCUGGCCCAGCCGGUCACCAUCCGGGAGAUUGCAGAGCCACCCAAGAUCCGUCUGCCCCGCCAUCUCCGCCAGACUUACGUCCGCAAAGUGGGAGAAGCUCUCAACCUUGUCAUCCCCUUCCAGGGAAGGCCGCGGCCCCAGGUGGUGUGGACGAAGGGCGGGGCCCCCGUGGACACCUCCCGCGUGAACGUGCGGACCAGCGACUUCGACACCGUAUUCUUCGUGCGCCAGGCGGCCCGCUCGGACUCCGGGGAGUAUGAGCUGAAAGUGCAGAUCGAGAACAUGCAGGACACGGCCACCAUCCACAUCCGGGUCGUGGAAAAGGCAGGGCCGCCGGUGAACGUGAGGGUGAAGGAGGUGUGGGGCACCAACGCGCUGGUGGAGUGGCAGCCCCCCAGAGAUGACGGCAACAGUGAGAUCACGGGCUACUUGGUCCAGAAGGCCGACAAGAAGACGAUGGAGUGGUUCAACGUCUACGAACGCAACCGGCACACUUCCUGUACUGUGCCUGAGCUCAUCAUAGGCAACGAAUACUAUUUCCGUGUCUUCACCGAGAACAUCUGUGGGCUCAGCGACUCCUCUGGUGUCUCCAAGAACACGGCCCGCAUCCUCAAGACAGGAAUCACCUUAAAGCCAUUCGAGUACCAGGAGCAUGACUUCCGGAUGCCUCCCAAGUUCCUGACGCCUCUCAUAGACCGCGUGGUAGUGGCUGGGUACACCGCGGCUCUCAACUGCGCCGUCAGAGGCCAUCCAAAGCCAAAGGUUUCCUGGAUGAAGAACAACAUGGAAAUCCGAGAAGACCCCAAGUUCCUGAUGACCAACUACCAGGGGGUCCUGACGCUGAACAUCCGCCGCCCCUCGCCCUUCGACGCCGGGACUUACACCUGCCGGGCCGUCAACGAGCUGGGCGAGGCGCUGGCCGAGUGCAAGCUGGACGUCCGAGUGCCGCACUGA